AUGGCUUCUACAUUACGAGUAUGUCGCGCCGCUGGUGCAUCUAGCUCUGCCCUGCGACAAGCCGCCCGCCGCCCGUCACAGCGCGCAGGCAUUUCCACAGCAGUACGAGCACUGCGCCCAAGCUUACAGCAAAGCACAACGAGCAUUUCUGCCCGUCAAACACCGACAUCGUCGUCGUCGUCGUUUCACACAAGCUCACGGAGAGGUGCGGAGCGCGCAGAUAUGCCCGGCGGCAACCCGGCCGCCACAUCGCUGGCACAACUCGACGUCCUCGCCAACACACCCGCGCCGUCGACGGCGGUCGACAUCACCAUGUCCUCGGGGUUCCAGCUCAACAACGGCACCCGGGUGACGGACGGCUCGGGCGUGCUCCUCGUGAGCGGCGAGGCCUUUGGGUGGAGGCCGUGGGAUUUCUCCUCGUCGUCGCCUCCGACAAGAUCACCGAAGACGAACUUCCGGCUCCUGAACAAGAAGGGCCAGUUCGACAUCCACCCGGAAAGCCUGAAUCUGCUGGCUCAGAUAUACCCGAGGCCAGAUAUCCUGGUCAUGGGGCUGGGACAGGAAAACCGACCCCUGAGUCCGGAGCUCAGGAAGGCGAUCAGCGCGAUGGGCAUACGUGUCGAGGUGUUGGAUACGAGGAAUGCGGCGGCACAGUUCAAUCUGCUAGCAACAGAGAGGGGUGUCGACGAUGUCGCGGCUGCGCUCAUACCCAUCGGCUGGGUCGAGGGCAAAGGCGCUGGAGAAGGUGACGAGGGAGACAUGACGCAUGAGUAA
Messenger RNA from Truncatella angustata, 774 nucleotides. RefSeq lists its product as uncharacterized. Gene Ontology annotation, cellular component: mitochondrial inner membrane. The coding region runs from base 1 to 774 and encodes 257 amino acids. The record is from RefSeq and is a predicted model, not a curated record. The transcript has a single exon. NCBI's taxonomy places the organism in Eukaryota, Fungi, Ascomycota, Sordariomycetes, Amphisphaeriales, Sporocadaceae. Gene Ontology annotation, biological process: mitochondrial respiratory chain complex I assembly.